ACCUACUUCUAUCUCUCUUAAAAUGGCUGACAUCCCUUUCACCCAGCCACAAAAUCAGCUACAAAUCACCCCUCUUUUUCCCCAUUCCCACCUUAUCUCCCUCAAGCUUUCUGAUGAUAAUUUUCUCAUGUGGCGCCAACAAGUUUUGGAUACAGCUCGAGGCUAUGGUCUUGAACCUUUUCAUGAUGGUUCAGUCCCUAUCCUUCCCCAGCUCAGUCCUGAUACCUCUACUUCUUCUCUGCAGCCAAAUCCAACAUUCAUUGCCUGGCACAGGCAAGACCAACUCUUGUCUUCUUGGCUUUUGUCUUCUCUCACUGAGAGCUCCAUGAUCCUUGUCGUUGGACUUUCUUCUAGCAAGGAAAUUUGGGAGGCCCUCACCACUAAUUAUGCUAGCCAAAGCAAGGCUAAGGUUAUGCAGUAUAAGCUUCUUCUUCAGACCUUCUAAAAGAACUCACUCCCUAUGAAGGAUUAUCUCAGCAAGAUUAAGUCCUACUGUGACUUUCUCGGCUCUGCCGGCUACCGCAUUCUCGAAGAAGACCAUAUCCUCCACAUUCUCUCUGGUGUUGGCUCAGAAUAUGAUUCGAUCAUGGUCACCAUCUCUUCCAGUGCUGAUCGCUGGACAGUUGGUGAUGUUGCCUCACUCCUGCUCAGCUUUGAGUCGCGUUUGAAAUCUGUCAAGAGUAACUCUAUCAACAUUGAUGGCUCUCAACCUUCUGCUAACUUGGUUCAACCAACCCCCCAGCGCAGCAGAGAUACUUCUUCCAGAGUGAACUACUCGCAUGGUCGAAAUGAUGGUAAUUGUGGUGGUUUUCGUGGCAGAGGUGGUCGAGGUGGUCGUUUCGGCAACCGCCUGAUUUGUCAGCUUUGCCAAAAGCCCGGCCACUCAGCCGAUUGUUGUUGGUCUCGUUUCGAUCAAAAUAUUGGACAGCCUCUCACCAACCUCUCCGUAAUCACCCUCCUUUGGCGCUCCACCAGCAGCCUGCUGCCCACAUUGCUCAAGGUCGUGGUAUACUCUCCACUCCUGUUCAAUCGGAGUGCUACUUUGAUGCAUCCUCACCAUCGUCUUGGUAUCCUGACUCCGGUGCCACACACCAUGUCUCCAACGACUUAGCCAAUCUCAACAGUGGUUCAAAGUAUGGUGGAGGAUCAGGUCACCAAGCUCCCAAUCCUCAAGGGCACCCUUGAUCGUGGGUUAUAUCGCUUCCUCCUUCAUCGUUCCUCCAGUCCAGUUGCUUCCUGUUCUUCUCCUACAAUCAAAUGCAAGCCUUCUUCAGCCUUUGCUGCUUGCUCCCGCCCCUCACCAGAAGUUGAUCCAGCUGAUCCAGCCAUAUUUUAUUCCUCUACAUCUUCUACUGUUCUUAGUCUAGAUUUAUGGCAUAGGAGACUUGGCCAUUGUGCCUUAGACACUGUUGUCAAGGCACUUCAAAGCUGUAA
Messenger RNA from Salvia hispanica, 1434 nucleotides. NCBI's taxonomy places the organism in Eukaryota, Viridiplantae, Streptophyta, Magnoliopsida, Lamiales, Lamiaceae. The record is from RefSeq and is a predicted model, not a curated record.